AUGGCGAGCCAACAAGAUGAAGAUGAUAUGAUAGCUUUAGUCGGAUUGUGUGUGGUUUUAAACAGUAAGAAGAAGAAGAAGAAGUUUAAACGUAAAAUGUGGAGUAAAAAGUGGCUUACUAAAAGAAAUGAAUACACUCAUACAAGAUUAUUGAAAGACUUGGGUGGUGAGCCUUCAGACUUCCGUAAUUAUUUGCGGAUGGAUGAAGACGCCUAUGAACAGCUGUUGUUACUCGUGACUCCAUUAAUUGAAAAGAAAGACACGGUUAUGAGGAAAUCGAUUUCUCCCCAUGAGAGAUUAACUGCGACUUUGAGGUUCCUUGCAACGGGCCGAUCGUACGAGUGUCUCAAGUAUUCUACGUUGAUAUCACCACAAGCUCUAGGCAAAAUAAUUCCAGAGACGUGUGAAGCCAUCUAUAAAGUGCUGAAAAACGUCUAUUUACAGUUUCCUAACACCACUGAGAAAUGGAAAGUGAUUGCUGAACAGUUUGAAGAGAAAUGGAAUUUUCCCCACUGCCUCGGUGCCAUGGACGGCAAACAUAUAGACAUAGUUCCUCCAGCGGAUUCCGGAUCAUAUUAUUACAACUAUAAAGGCAGACACAGUAUGGUAAUUGAUCUGUCUGGUACUUACUUCCUCAAUCUCGCUCCCAUCUUCUUCCUCUAA
Molecule: messenger RNA, 663 nt
Organism: Homalodisca vitripennis (glassy-winged sharpshooter)
Lineage: Eukaryota; Metazoa; Arthropoda; Insecta; Hemiptera; Cicadellidae
Exons: 3
Coding region: 1-663 (220 amino acids)
Source: RefSeq, a predicted model, not a curated record